GGAGAGAGAGACCUCGCCGCCCUGAGAGAGGGACCCCCAGGCCCCCCACCCCAAUCCUGAAAUUCCAUGAGGUUGCUCUGCUGAAGGGAUGAGGGGGCUGUACCUGCUCGUGGUGGCUCUUUCCACCGUGGCGCCCGGACAAGGGAUGAGCCGGAAAGCGGGAGGAGACCGGAUGCGUGAGGACACCCCAAAUUUCAGCUCUUCCACCGCUCCCGCAGAGCCAACAGAAUCUCCCAGUAUUCCAAGCAGGAAUGCCUUGGUGACACCAGAUCCUGGAGCACUCCGCUUGGCCGGUGGCAGGAGCCGGUGCGAGGGCCGCGUGGAGCUGGAAAAACAGGGAAUAUGGGGGACAGUGUGCGACGAUGGAUGGGACAUUUCCGACGCUGACGUCGUGUGCCGGCAGCUCCGGUGUGGCCACGCUGUGAGCGUCCGUGGGAAUUCCGCCUUUGGCCAUGGGCACGGCCCCAUCCUCCGGGACGAGCUGGGAUGCCAAGGGCAUGAGAGGCAUCUCUGGGAAUGUCCGGCCGCUCUGGAGCACGACUGCAGCCACAAGGAAGACGCUGGCGUGGUUUGCUCAGAACACCAGGAGUGGCGACUCUCCGGAGGCUGGGAUGGCUGUGCUGGCAGGCUGGAGGUGUUUUUCCGUGGCACUUGGAGCACGGUGUGCGACAGCACCUGGUACGGGCCAGAAUCGGCGGUGCUGUGCCACAGUCUGGGAUGCGGGAUACCGCUCCAGAAACUCUCCUUCAGACACACGCUUCCCGGGAAGAUGCUGUAUGAGUGCGGGAGCCUCCAGACUUCCCUGGCGUUCUGCCGCUGGACCUUCAACAGAUCCGCUCCCUGCCACCAAUCCCGGGCUGUCGGGGUGGUCUGCAAUGGCUCCCAGGGUUUGCUGGAUCCAACACCCAUGGCUGCAGUGACAACCAGGAAUGUCACUGUCCUGCGGGUGGAGGAAGGGUCUCCAAUUGUAGGGACACAAUUCCCGUGGGAUAGUCUCCUCUUCAUCCUGUGCCUGGUGCUGGGAAUGCUGCUCCUGCUCUCCGUGCUGGCCUUUUCCGUCGCUCUGCUGAGGCUGAGGAAGAGGAGCGCCCUGGGAAUAACCACUCCAGUCCUGGUGACCCAUAGCUCCCAGAGCCCUGAUGUACCCUCCGGGAUUCCUAAUGACUACAGGGAGAUUCCCACCAGCCUUCCCAAAGGAUCAGCCUUUUCCAAGGAUUCCACCUCCGAUUCUGACUCGGAAUACUACGAGUUCAGCAGCAAACCGCCUGUUGCCCUCUCCACCUUCUACAACUCGCUGCGCCGGCAUCCUAGGGAGCAGCUGCUCCCACCGAGGCCCAGCCAGGACGGGAUGGAGCCAUUCCCUGAGGAUGUUUCCCCAGCAGCUCCCAGCAUUCCCACCCCAGUGGCCUUCCAGCCCUGGGUACCUCUGUGUCCAGUAGAUCCCGAUCCCGCCAGCAGCUCCAGCACCUCCUCAGGGGAGUGGUACGAGAAUGUUCCAGGCACAGAGCCCUCUGGAGACCCUUCCCAACAUCCUGGCUGGACGGAUCCCUCGGGACAGGAUCCUGAUUUCUCUGAGGGCAGUGACUACGAUGACAUCCAGGGAGCCUCCUACUGAGCCUUUCCCGCUGCUCCA
Myiozetetes cayanensis is the source of this 1633-nucleotide messenger RNA. RefSeq names its product CD6 molecule (gene CD6). The record is from RefSeq and is a predicted model, not a curated record. Lineage: Eukaryota; Metazoa; Chordata; Aves; Passeriformes; Tyrannidae. Bases 89 to 1615 code for a protein of 508 amino acids. Gene Ontology annotation, cellular component: membrane. The transcript is spliced from 12 exons.